Messenger RNA from Penicilliopsis zonata CBS 506.65, 1775 nucleotides. RefSeq lists its product as hypothetical. Lineage: Eukaryota; Fungi; Ascomycota; Eurotiomycetes; Eurotiales; Aspergillaceae. Gene Ontology annotation, biological process: basic amino acid transport; transmembrane transport. Gene Ontology annotation, cellular component: fungal-type vacuole membrane. The transcript is spliced from 7 exons. Gene Ontology annotation, molecular function: basic amino acid transmembrane transporter activity. The coding region runs from base 218 to 1639 and encodes 473 amino acids. The record is from RefSeq and is a predicted model, not a curated record.
CAGCAUCAGAAGCGCAGGGUUCGAGCGAUGAGGAGUUUGCCGCCUCCGGCAGUUGCGAUGGCAGCAGCGCCAACGCCCCGGUGUCAACUGGAAUUGCCAGCAUCAUCGCGGUGCUUCUGCUCGGUACGGGGCGCUUGGAAUCAAGCUAUGGAACAAUGUAGUUGAUUUAUAUUUAUUUAUAGGCGAAUUCAUUUCCAAUGCGGAUGCAACUCUCAUCAUGGCCGCUACAGGGCCCAUCUCAUCCGAGUUCGAUCGCCUGCAGGACGCCAACUGGUUAUCCACUGCAUAUACACUGGGCCUGUGUGCUGCUCAGCCGAUGUAUGGGAAAUUAAGUGACAUCUAUGGUCGGAAGCCUUUGCUGCUCGCGUCUUACUUCUUUCUGGCAUUUGGAUGUGUCAUUUGCGGCGUGGCAAGUCUCAUGUCAGUAAUGAUUCUCGGUCGUGUCAUUAGCGGAAUCGGCGGUGCAGGUGUCAUGGCAAUGAGUUCUAUCAUCAUCACAGACAUUGUACCGAAGCGGGAAGUGGCAACCUGGAGAGCCUAUGUGAACAUCUCUAUGACUCUCGGUCGCAGCAUUGGCGGUCCCCUUGGAGGAUGGUUGACCGACACGAUUGGAUGGCGCUGGCUUUUUCUGCUCCAAGCCCCAAUGAUGGCGAUUGCCGCUCUGUUGGUCAUCUUUCUCCUCCAGCUCACACGUCCGCGGAUCACUCCCCUGUCUGGCGACAACUCGUCGUCUAUCCGGCGUGUAGACUUCCUUGGCACUGCCUUGCUCGCUACCAGCAUUGUUGGGAUAACUCUCCUCUUCGACCGCGGCGGACAGGCCUUCCCCUGGAUAUCACUCUCUGCCCUGGCACUGGCCAGCAUUGCCCUCGUCACCCUCGCGACAUUCGUAUACGUUGAAACCUACGUUGCUCUAGAACCUAUCUUCGACCUGCGGAUUCUCCGUCGGCCCAAUGUCGUAUCUAGCUACUUGAUCGGAUCUCUGCAGAUCUGCGCCCAAAUCGGCAUGAUGUUCACGGUACCACUGUACUUCCAGGUCACCGAAUCCGCAUCAGCCACCGUCGCCGGCGCACAUCUCAUUCCUGCCGUGAUCGGAAACACGAUUGGUGGGCUUAUGGCAGGUGCAUUCAUUCGGCGCACAGGUCAAUACAAGCCCGUUGUCGUCAUGGCUGGGUUUGUUGCGUCAAUUGCGUACGUCCUGCUCUAUCUCCGCUGGAAUGGCCACACGGGUUUCUGGGAGUCCCUUUACAUAUUCCCGGGCGGGAUGGGCACGGCUUUUGCCUCGGCCGCCGCGUUCGUCACUAUGACCUCGUUCUUGGAGCCCGAAGAGGUCGCGAUGGCGACGGGAGGAUAUAUUCUUCUCUUCAGCUUUGCCCUGACCGCCGGCGUAACUGCUGCGAACACAGUCCUGGGCUUGGAAUUCAAAAGGCAAAUGGAGCUUAAGCUCUCUGGACCAGGAGCACAAAAGAUUAUUCAACGCGCCAUGUCCGACACGCAGUACAUCGCCGGUCUGAAGGGCCAUGUCCGACAAAUUGUCGUGGGAAGCUACAUCGCUGGUCUGAAGCAUACAUACAUUAUCUCCUUUGCUUGUUCCAUCCUGGCCUCGAUUAUUGGUCUGGCCGUUCGAAAUCAUCGGUUGUAGAUCCGAGUCUUAAGACAUGAAUAGAAUAUGAACCUCAAGCCAUCCUUCUUCUCAUGAUCAAGUUUAUUUGAUAGAGCUGGUCCACUUUAGAAAGGAAGAUAUUAGUAUGACUCAAAAUGUAGUACUUGAUCCAUAC